This is a messenger RNA of Austrofundulus limnaeus, 2705 nucleotides long. RefSeq names its product small G protein signaling modulator 2 (gene sgsm2). NCBI's taxonomy places the organism in Eukaryota, Metazoa, Chordata, Actinopteri, Cyprinodontiformes, Rivulidae. Gene Ontology annotation, molecular function: GTPase activator activity. Gene Ontology annotation, biological process: activation of GTPase activity. The record is from RefSeq and is a predicted model, not a curated record.
CUGCCAUUGAGGCCUGUCUGACUCACCUCCUGAAGAGACGGGCUGCUGGAUUUCUUCGCAGUGAUAAGAUAGCUGCCCUCUUCACCAAGGUUGGCAAAGUGUUUGACACUGCUGGUGAAAUCUGUCAAAAAGUACAAAAGCAGCUCCAGCAGCAGUCAGAUGUCAUCAGGAGAGCUCAGAGUGUGGGCCAGGAGCAUCUGAGGAGGCAGGGCUCCUCCACCACCAGUCGUUCCCCUCAGCCCCUCUCUGCCCAAGCCAUCAAACACAUCUGGGUCCGGACAGCUCUCUUUGAGAAAGUUCUAGAUAAGAUAGUUCAGUACAUUGUGGACAACUCCAGUGGGGCCCUGUGCACUGGAGUACACUAAGCUAAAAACUUCAGAUCAUUUCUGGACAGACCCAUCUGCCAAUGAGCUGGUUCAGCGUCACCGUAUUCAUGGGGCCCAUCGGGGCCAAGAGGUGUCGUCAAGCCGUCGGCCUGCUCUGGGGAUUCGCAAGCGACAAUCUAGUGGCAGUAUGUCAGAGGAUAGAUUUGCUGCAUCAGCAAGAGAGUACGUGGAGUCUCUUCACCAAAACUCCAGAACACACCUUCUAUAUGGCAAAAACAACGUCCUAGUUCAACCGAAGAAGGACAUGGAGGUGUUGCGGGGCUACUUGUCUCUUCACCAAGCUGGGGAAAGUCUCACUCUKAAGUGGACGCCCAACCAGCUCAUUAAUGGCACUCUGGGAGACUGUGACUUAGAGAAAAGCAUUUAUUGGGACUAUGCACUAACUGUUCCUCUGCGACAGAUUGUCUGCAUCCACUGUCACCAGCGGUCUGAUUGUGGGGGGACAUUGGUUCUUGUUAGUCAAGAUGGGAUUCAGCGACCACCCCUGCACUUCCCACCUGGUGGACACCUUCUGGCUUUCCUGUCUUGUCUGGAAACAGGCCUGCUACCACGUGGUCAACUGGAACCUCCCCUCUGGUCUCAGAAAGGCAAGGGAAAAGUGUUUCCUAAACUGAGGAAGAAGAGCAGUACAGCCAGGCUACUGGAACAAGACAGGAAUGGUGAGGAGCAGACAGCUGCUGACUACGUCUUUCGUAUAGUCUACCCUGGACAUCGAUAUGAUGCCAACCAUGGGGAAAUGAUGGAGAUACAAGGGUUUGGAGGCAGCCCGCUGUCAUGGCAACAGGCAGAAGGAACCACUCACGAGUCCUUGUGCCAGUCCUGCUCAACGGCCGGCAGCAACAUAUCAUUCGACUACACAGCUGGCCGUGCCUGCAUACAUCAGCCUUCUGAUAUCCACACGGCUUGCAUACUGUCGACACCUGUCCACCGUGCGAACCCACCUGUCAGCUCUGGUCAACCAUAACAUGGUGCACCCUGACAAACCCUGCGAAGCGUCRGGAGGGCUCAGCAAAGAGGUGUGGAGCAAGUAUCAGAAAGACUACAAGAACUACAAAGAGCUCGAGCUGCUCAGGCUGGUUUAUUAUGGAGGUGUACAGCAUGACAUCAGGAAGGAAGUCUGGCCUUUUCUGCUGGGACACUAUAAGUUUGGCACAAGCCAAAAAGAAAUGAGCCAGAUCAAUGCAAAGAUCAACGAGCGCUACCAGCAGGUGAUGCGGGAGUGGAAGACCUGUGAGGUCAUCGUCAAGCAGAGAGAGAAGGAGAUGCAGUGUGCCAUCUUUGCCAAGCUGUCUUCAGGAAGCAGCAUAGACAGCCAUGUUCUACGUCUUGCACACAGAGACUCCACUCUCAGCAAUGAGGUGUUCAUGUCUGUGGAUGAGCCAGAGGCAGGGAGUCAGGAGACCCCCAGUGGACAAGACAAUACUCCCACCAUGACCACUUUGAUCACCCCUGCCGCUCUGCCCCCUGAGGAGCGCCUUCUGGUAGAGUUUGAUUCCCCUGAUUCGGGUCUCCCUUCAUCCCGGAACUACUCGGUGACCUCUGCUCACUCUCAGAUCUUAUCCAGUAUUGAUGAUGGUCAGAGCACAGAGGAAGAAGGGGGGAGAGAGGAGGGCAGGUCUCCAAUGGGGGACCAUCAGGACUCCUUCACUGAGGACAAAUUGUGCAGUCAGCUAGACAAACUGAUGACCAGUGGAAGUGCUCCUGAUGAGACAUCAGCUUCCCUCUCUUCUUACACAAUUGAACUGCUGGACACGGUUGCCCUCAACCUCCACAGAAUUGAUAAAGAUGUGCAGCGCUGUGACCGCAACUAUUUCUACUUCACCACAACCAACCUGGAAAAACUACGCAACAUUAUGUGCAGCUAUGUGUGGGAACAUUUAGAGAUGGGCUACGUUCAGGGCAUGUGUGACCUGCUUGCUCCACUGUUGGUCAUCCUGGAUGAUGAGUGCUUGGUGUACAGCUGCUUCACUCAGCUGAUGAAGAGGAUGAGUCAAAACUUUCCUAAUGGUGGAGCCAUGGACACACACUUUGCCAAUAUGAGGUCACUGAUCCAGAUUCUGGACUCUGAGCUGUUUGAGCUAAUGCAACAGAAUGGAGAUUACACUCACUUCUACUUCUGCUAUCGCUGGUUCCUGCUGGACUUCAAAAGAGAACUCCUGUACGAAGAUGUGUUUGCAGUGUGGGAGGUGAUCUGGGUGGCUCCCAGGAUCUCCUCACACCACUUUGUCCUCUUCUUGGCCCUGGCACUGGUUACAGUUUACCGUGAGAUCAUCAUAGAUAACAACAUGGAUUUCACUGACAUCAUCAAAUUCUUUAAUG